This is a messenger RNA of Ananas comosus (pineapple), 2880 nucleotides long. Its product is annotated as SPX domain-containing membrane protein Os06g0129400-like. The record is from RefSeq and is a predicted model, not a curated record. Gene Ontology annotation, cellular component: membrane. Bases 461 to 2557 code for a protein of 698 amino acids. Gene Ontology annotation, molecular function: transmembrane transporter activity. NCBI's taxonomy places the organism in Eukaryota, Viridiplantae, Streptophyta, Magnoliopsida, Poales, Bromeliaceae. The transcript is spliced from 11 exons. Gene Ontology annotation, biological process: transmembrane transport.
GAGAGAGAGAGAGAGAGAGAAUUGUGCUGCAGCCUGCAGCACUGCUUGCAACACCGAGUGGCGGCCCGUCUGCUCUCCCUUCCCAAAACGGCAGCCUAUAAAUGCGGACGGGCGGACGGAAGCACCGCCUAUCGCCUCUCCAACGCAACGCCCCCCUCCCAAUUUCUCUACCACCAUUCUUUCUCUCUCUCUCUCUCUCUCUCUCUCUCUCUCUCUCUCUCUCUCUCUCAUCAUAUCUUAAUCGUCCCACGUGUCUAUCUCCUCGUCGUUCGGGGAUUCGUCUUAUUCGCUUUCUACUUUCGGCCCAACUUCGGUCGAUAUCGGAGGAUCAUAGAUAAUAUUUAUAUAUAUAUAUAUUUCUUUUUCCUAGCGUCUCAGUUGAUCUGAGAGAGAGAGAGAGAGAGAGAAGAGGAAGAAUCAAAAUCUUGAGGUUGCGGGGUUCACAAUAUUGGAAGUCAAGAUGGUUAAUUUUGGAAAGAAGUUGAUGUCUGAUCAAGUUGAAGAAUGGAAAGGCUACUAUAUUAACUACAAGUUGAUGAAGAAAAGAGUAAAGCAAUAUGCCCAACAAAUUCAACAAGGUGGAAAAAAUCGCCGACAGAUUCUCAAAGACUUCUCGAGGAUGCUUGAUGACCAGAUCGAAAAGAUUGUUCUUUUUCUUUUGGAACAACAAGGGCUUUUAGCGAGCAGGAUAGAGAAAUUAGGGAAGCAGCGUGCAAUUCUAUUCGAGCAGCCAGAUAUAUCUCGGAUAUCCGAACUACGAGAGGCCUAUAGAGCAGUUGGGCAGGAUCUUGUAAAGCUUCUUAGAUUUGUCGAUUUGAAUGCCACUGGUAUUCGAAAGAUUUUGAAGAAGUUUGAUAAGCGCUUUGGCUAUAGAUUUACAGACUACUAUUUGACCAGUAGAUCAAAUCAUCCAUAUUCUCAAUUGCAACAAGUCUUCAAACAAGUGGGUUUAGGAGCUGUUGUAGGAGCCUUGUCACGCAACCUUGCAGAUCUCCAAGAGUGUCAAGGAAGCUACUUAUCCAUUUAUGAUCAACCAUCUGCUACGCCAAAGGACCCUAUUAUUGAUGUAAUAAAUGCAUCAGUAGAUAAGCUAACACGGUCAACAAACUUUCUUCGCUUUUUGGGACAACAUGCCCUUAUUACCCAAGAAGAGGUUCCAAGUGCAGAUGAAGAACAAAUAGAGGAGCAGAGAUACAGUUUUAUUUCUCUUCUUUUAAAUUUGGUGAACACAUUCCUUUAUAUGGUCAACACAUACAUCAUCGUUCCAACUGCUGAUGACUACUCAGUGAGCCUUGGGGCUCCUGCCACAGUUUGCGGUGUGAUUAUUGGGUCAAUGGCUGUUGCACAAAUUUUCUCUUCAGUUUACUUUAGUGCAUGGUCAAAUAAGUCAUACUUCAGACCACUUGUCUUUAGCAGUAUAGUGCUUUUCUUGGGGAACGUUUUAUAUGCGUUGGCUUAUGAUAUGAACUCCAUAGUGAUUCUCCUUAUUGGCCGUCUACUGUGUGGGAUGGGUUCUGCUAGGGCAGUCAACCGUAGAUACAUCAGUGACUGCGUGCCUUCUAAAAUCCGCAUGCAGGCUUCUGCAGGGUUUGUUAGUGCAAGUGCACUUGGCAUGGCUUGUGGUCCUGCGCUAGCUGGUUUGCUUCAAUCUAACUUCAAGCUGUAUGCUUUUACUUUCAAUGAGGACACUUUACCUGGUUGGGUGAUGGCAUUUGCUUGGCUUGCAUACUUAAUUUGGUUGUGGAUUUCAUUCAAAGAGCCAGUACGAGAUACCGAAGUGAACAUUCCAGAGGGUUCUGGCUCUGGCUCUGGACAUGUUGUAACUGAUGAACUAGAAAAUGGACUUGCACAACCUUUGCUCUUAAGCUCUGAAGACAAACAAAAUGAAGAUGAUGACCAUGAUAUUGAUGAAAGUGAAGAAGCCUCAGAAGAUUCUCGGAAACCUGCAACUUCACUUAGAUCAGCCUAUAGAUUGCUUACACCAUCAGUAAAGGUCCAGUUAUUGAUAUACUUCAUGCUUAAAUAUGCAAUGGAGAUUUUACUUUCUGAAUCAAGUGUCAUCACCGGUCAUUACUUUCGUUGGACUACAAGCUCAGUGGCAAUAUUUCUAGCAGUCCUUGGGUUAACAGUUCUUCCUGUUAAUGCUGUUGUUGGGACCUAUAUAAGCAACAUGUUUGAAGAUAGGCAAAUCUUGCUAGCAUCAGAGAUUAUGGUUCUUGUAGGCAUUAUCUUCAGCUUCCAUGUCACAAGUUCGUAUACAGUUCCACAAUAUGUGACAUCAGCACUCAUCACAUUUGUAUCAGCUGAAGUUCUAGAAGGUGUCAAUCUCUCCCUUCUCUCCAAUGUUAUGUCAUCGCGCCUUGCACGCGGAACCUACAACGGCGGGCUUCUGUCGACGGAAGCUGGAACCUUUGCUCGAGUGGUAGCAGACGGCACGAUCACCCUGGCUGGUUAUUUGGGUGAAGACAAGCUCCUCAACGUCACCUUGCUCCCGUCCUUGGUCAUCUGUGUGGCCUCAAUUGUCGCCACAGUCUGUACAUACAACUCUCUUUUCUAAUGAAAGGCAGCUUAGCUUAGCUUAGCUUAGCUUAGCUUUGUGCUCUCUGAAUAAGAUCGAUUUGAUUCAUUCAUGUCCAAUAGAAGUUUGAAAUAUUUUUUUGUGAUGCCCUCGCGGAAGCUCUUGAUUGUGUUCAAUUACAAAAACUUGUAAUUGAUUGACGUUUUGUUCCAUUAAGUUUUGAAGUAUCUGCAAUUAUUUUACCGAAGGACUCUGGAUGUUGGGGUUGUUCUUUUGGAUCGGCGGCACCUUUUGAUCAGUCUGUGGUCCCGUUGCUUUAGAAGUUUGGAAUUCUAAUAAAUGGCUCUUGUCUAUGGGUUUAA